Messenger RNA from Moneuplotes crassus, 1527 nucleotides. NCBI's taxonomy places the organism in Eukaryota, Ciliophora, Spirotrichea, Euplotida, Euplotidae. The record is from the annotation of a GenBank genome assembly.
GUAAGAAUCAAAACAAAAUGGAAAGCACCUCUAGUCGAAACUCUUUAUCCCCAACUAAAGAUAAUCUGAACAGAAGGGGAAAUCCCAACUCAAGGAUGAUGAAUAGCCCAGUCGCUAAGGUAUGUUAAUACUUGCCUCAUGAGAAAACUACUGUUCGAGUGGUAUAAGCUUAAGAAGUCGAUGAAAAUUCAGCUAAAUUUUAAAGAGAAUUUCGAGGAUUUAACACCAAGAACCGAGUUUAGCUGCUCUAUAGAUGUCAUAAUCCUUAUUCCUUGAAGUUCAAGAUCUUCUCUAUAUUUUUGGGUAUGUUUUGAAAUACCUCAUCAUAAUUUUAAAAUUACAAAGUCAACAGAAAGUCUUUACAGAGACCCUGUUUGAAAUUCAUUUCCAAAACAGACUGGUUAUAAGGAUAAUGAAAUAUAUGAAGAGGCUAAUUUAUUCAAGUUAACUUUAAUAAAUUCGACAUCUACUCAAGCCACCAGACAAAGCAAGAAAUGUAUAACUUCUAAUUUAUUACUUGGCGAUGAUAUUCUUUAAAGUUUUGCUAAUCGGAUGCAACUAUUUAUUUUUGGAAUCAACAGUAUUACCCCAGUCAAUCCAAAUCUAAAAUCUAACCCAAAAUUGCCAAAAGAACAGACCUGCCCAGAGCCUCCUUAAGCUGAUUGAGGUUUAACAUUCGGAUGACUUUUGGGGUAAAAGACUAGGGGUGUGAAGGAGGAGAUGAAGGAACGGGCUUGGAGGAAGAAGGGAUUUUAGUGGGGAAUGGAGCUUGGAUAGGGGGUCUGGGGGUUUAGAGGGAGGGAGAGGGGAAGGAUUUGGGUGUGGUUGGUAUGUAUAGGGAUUUUUUGAUAGUGUUGAGAGAAUUGGUGGGUAGGGAUAAGGAUUUGUUUUGUUGUCCGAAAGUCUUGAUUUUGUUGAUAGAUUUGAGAUGAUAGAACUUGUUUAAAUAUCUCCUCAUUUUUGCGAUUCAGUUCUAUUUCUUUAUGCUGGAUCCUGUCAAGCUCACGCUCAAGGUUUGAUAAAGAAGCUUCUUUGUUUUCGAUGACUCUUGACAUUUUCUGGAUGCUCUCGUGUGCUCGCUCAAUGUCUUCAUUCUUGGCACGGAUAUUACUCAGAAUGUGUUCAAGCAAUAUUUUCAUUCCUUUGAAAUACUCUUUAGGAGUGUGAUUCAGCUGAGUCAGACAAGUCGCAAGGUUAACUUCUUGUGUGAGAUUUCAGAUGAUGUCUUUAACAACACCUGACUGGUACACAUUGUAGUAGCUGCAAUCUUGCUGAGUAUUCGCAAGAUCCUUUUUAAGAUCUCUAGCAAGUGUCUCAGAAUGUUCUAGUUGUUUUUGUGUUUCCUUAAAAAUUCAUCUGAGCGAGUAGAGUUCUUGGUCUUAUACGAUGACGAAGUUGACUAACUUUUGUUACAACUGCACUCUUCAAGUCUUUGAUUUCUUCUUUAAAGAGCUGUUUACUUUCACUAUAAACUUUCCUUUCAUCACCUAAAAUAAGCAGCUGUAUCUAUUCUAUUCAAAUGAAUCA